GUGCAAAAGAUCAACCAGGACCGCGCGAUUGCGAUGUGGCCGUUUGCGGGCGACAACGCGUGCUUCGUGGGAGGCGUCUUUGACGGGCACGGGAGGGUGGGGGAGGUGGUGUCGCAGUACGUGAUCAACACCCUGCCGGGCGUGCUCUCCGCGCACGCCUCGCUCGCCACCGACCCGGGGGAGGCGCUGCGCUCCGCCUUCUGCGAGGUUGACCGCUCGCUCGCGGAGCACUGCGACGCGUCCGUCUCCGGGACGACGGCCGUGUGCAGCAUCGUGCGCGGGAACCACAUCUGGCUGGCCAACUCGGGCGACUCGCGCGCGAUCAUCUGCCGGCAGGCGCCAAAGUCGAACCGCCUCGUCGCGGUCGACAUCACCUUCGACCAGAAGCCAGACACGCCCGCAGAGAUGCAGCGGAUACUGGCCUGCGGCGGGCAUGUCACUCCCGCCGGCGCGAACGGGUCGCCCUCGCGCGUGUGGCACAACCUGCGCGGGCUGGCGAUGGCCCGCUCCAUCGGCGACCACGCCGCCGCCACCGUCGGCGUCAUCGCCGAGCCCGAGAUCACCGAGCACGAGAUUACCGACGCGGACAUUUGCAUGGUGAUCGCGUCGGACGGCGUCUGGGAGCUGGUCGAGUCGCAGGAGGUUGCGGACCUGGUCUCUGAGGUGACGGACCUCGACCCGGCCGAGAUCUGCCGGAGCAUUGUCCACAAGGCGACCCACAUGUGGAAGGUCGAGGAGGGCGACUACCGCGACGACAUCACCGUCGUCGUGCUC
This is a messenger RNA of Emiliania huxleyi CCMP1516, 774 nucleotides long. RefSeq lists its product as hypothetical. Gene Ontology annotation, molecular function: protein serine/threonine phosphatase activity. NCBI's taxonomy places the organism in Eukaryota, Haptophyta, Isochrysidales, Noelaerhabdaceae. The transcript has a single exon. The annotation marks the transcript as partial. The record is from RefSeq and is a predicted model, not a curated record. Gene Ontology annotation, biological process: protein dephosphorylation.